AUGUCAGAUAUCUACUCGACGCUAUCUUUUUCGCCAAAGAAGAAGCGUACUGCAGCGAAUUUCGACGCGGACACCCUUACCCCCAAGAGAUUGAGACUUGCUCCUCCGACUCCUCCUACUACGCGUAAUCGCAAAUUGCCUGCUGAACCCCAAAUUUCACUGUCUCCUCACUUAACUCGCCUCCGAUCCAUCCAAACCUCGUUGCAGCAAGCAUUGUCUCAUGCUCUUGCUUCGUGUGCAGCUUCUCCGACGUCUGACACAGGAAUUCUUUGUAACGUCACAAAUCACAUCUCGCUGAGCCAGUACAACGGCCUCGCAAAUAAUUUUACCGUGGAAGAUUUACGACGACUUUGCUGGCUUUGGGAAUGGGACGGCAAGACCAUUCAGAACGCGGUUGAAGACGACGACAAUCCUUUCUUAGACUCUCCAUCUCCUUCGAAGGAUUGGAAGAGAGGGUCCAUGGGUUUCGUUAUCAGUCCUGCAACUCAGUUCUCUAAGGCUGAAGGUAAACGCGUACCUGCAUAUGGCAUCGGAAUCGAGGUUGAGAUUGAUCUGGAUAAAGACAUGGGUGCAGGUAUGGCUGCUGUUGCUCGUUGGACAUCUGCUACAGAGACACGUCGUGCUCUUUUCUGUGAAAAGUUGCAUACUUGGACCAAGAUGCACGCUGCGCUUCCUGUUGUUCCGACAGUGCCACUAGCAAAUUUGCCAAAUCUAUCUUCUCCGCUGAAAUCUUCAUCUUUGACCCGCGUAUUUGCUUCCAUGUCGCCAAAAUCUUCUUCAUCCCUUCCCAAAGAACUGGUACCUCCGACACCUUCCUCGCCCUCUCGUACAUCCUCAAAGUCACCUACUAAACGAGAUUCCGCUAUCACUGCUUCCUUUCAUUCUAUCAUGCCUACAAAAGGCACAGUUUUAUUCCCGUCUACCCCAACAUCCUCUCGUGCUGAACGUACUCCACGCAUCCUCAAUCUUCGCACCCCUACCUCUAAAAUAUCCAUUGAUGAUCUGCUGUCUGAAACAUCUACGCCUCGAGGUCGUGAUCCUGCAUCUAUUCUUCAGACACCUACAACAUCUCGUAGGCAAGCCUUGUACGAUCGUAUUCGACAAAGAUCUUUGUCCGCGUCGCCAAGCAAAUCUCAGCGUAAUGCAGUUAUACCCGGCAGUAAACUCACCAAAGACCAGAUCAUGAAAAUGGGUCAAGAAGAAAUGCGUCGACGGUGUUUGUUAGGACGCCUUGGCGGAGUGGCUGAGAGCGUUUGGAUGCUGUUCUCCUCCGCUAGCGGAUCCACUCCAACUUCCACCCCUUCAUCACGCAAGCGUCGAACGCUACCUUUGGUUGAAGUCGCCACCGCUGUCAUGAAAUCAUCCCCAGUUCCUAUAUCACAAGCCGAGGCUAAUGAGUCUUUGGAACUUCUAAUUACGCUUUGUCCAUUCUUUCUCAAACAACUUACUAUCGGUAGCGAAGAUUGGCUUGAAAUGCCUUCCUCUAUCCCCAAUGACACGGGAUCCCCAUCAAAGCGCGCUCCUCCCAGUCCUGGAAAGGUAGAAAGCGCGAGAGAGCUGAUGACUAGGAGCCCCAAGCGAGUCAAGAGAGAAGCUGGUGGAUUGAGGGAAGUUCGCGAAAUCGUCCGACGAGAAUUGGAACUACAUGAUUGA
Molecule: messenger RNA, 1653 nt
Organism: Lentinula edodes (shiitake mushroom)
Lineage: Eukaryota; Fungi; Basidiomycota; Agaricomycetes; Agaricales; Omphalotaceae
Exons: 4
Coding region: 1-1653 (550 amino acids)
Source: RefSeq, a predicted model, not a curated record